Messenger RNA from Quercus lobata, 554 nucleotides. Its product is annotated as MFP1 attachment factor 1-like. Gene Ontology annotation, biological process: lateral root development; mitotic cell cycle. The record is from RefSeq and is a predicted model, not a curated record. The transcript has a single exon. Bases 52 to 408 code for a protein of 118 amino acids. NCBI's taxonomy places the organism in Eukaryota, Viridiplantae, Streptophyta, Magnoliopsida, Fagales, Fagaceae.
CUCUCUCAAAUACCAACACCUGAACACAGCAUAUCGUCGCCGACACAGCGCAUGCGCGACGCCGUGGUGGCGCGCCUUGUCGAGACGCUCUCCAGGCAUUCCAUUCUCUCCAAGUGCUACGGCACCUUGCCGAGCGACGAGGCCUCCUCCGCCGCUCGCCUCAUCGAGACUGAGGCUUUCUCCACCGCCGCCGCAUCCGCCUCUGUCGAGGACGACGACAUCGAGAUCCUCCAGGUUUACUCUCGCCAGAUUAGCUGCAAAAUGCUCGACACUGUUAAGACUCGUGCCUCCUCCGCUGCCGCUUCUUCUGUCGUCGACGCUGGAACUGCGCUGCAGACUCCGUCUCUCGAGGCUGCUUCCGUCACCGCUACCAGUGAGGAUAACUCUCCUACCGUCACUGAAUCUUAAUCUCUCUCUAGGAUUUAGCUUUUCUGGUAUGCUAGGAUAACUAUGUAUUUGUGUUUGGUUGACAAGAAAGGGCAGGAAAAUGCUAUAGGUUAAUUUUCUAUUGUUAUUUUCUGGGUUGGUGAUUUUUGAAUUUUAAUUUUAUAUUU